AUGGGCGACAAAGUCAUCGUGGCGAGCGAGCGCGCGGCCCCAAUGAGUCGCGUUGGCGUGAGGCGGUUCCCCCGCGGCAACCAGGACACUAAGACGCUAUCCCUGUUGCGUGAGGUGCGGCAUGCCAACAUUGUUGCUGCGCUUGAGGCAUUCCAAGGCCAAAAGAUACUCUACAUCGUCUUUGAGGAUAUGCACAUGCCUCUUGACCAUGUAAUACGGUGCCCGCGCCGACGGACCAGCGACGAGAUAGGGACGAUCGUAGGGCAGAUCCUAGACGGGCUCGAUUAUCUCCACUCCCAUCGAUGGUGUCAUAGUCGUCUGAGCUGUGAGACGAUCCUCGUUCAGAUGGCGGGCGACGUUAAAAUCGGCAUGCAGGAGCUCUGCCGUGCUGCCAGCUCGAAGGAGCAGCAACAGAAUCUCACGGACAUUGGCACGAUUACCAUGAAGCUCAUGCAAGGAUACGCGUUAGAGGAGGGAAAGGUGGGCGUGGAGGACCUCAGCGAUUGGCAGGAGUCGAGCAUCCUUGACUUUCUAUCUGCUAUCACUUCAUCGGAUACGGCUGGUCGACUGCGCAAGAACAUUUUCCUCGUACAAAUAUGGGAGAAGGAGUCUCGGUGGCCGAAAGAGAUCCUCUGGGAUCUCUUCCUCACGGCUCAGCUGUCCGUGCGGAGGUACUACCACUACAAGCCGUGA
Molecule: messenger RNA, 693 nt
Organism: Emericellopsis cladophorae
Lineage: Eukaryota; Fungi; Ascomycota; Sordariomycetes; Hypocreales; Bionectriaceae
Exons: 4
Coding region: 1-693 (230 amino acids)
Biological process (GO): protein phosphorylation
Molecular function (GO): ATP binding; protein kinase activity
Source: RefSeq, a predicted model, not a curated record